UCCACAAAGUAGAUGAAGAAUUGCGUACACAUGCAAUCGUCUAUAUAUAUCCUCAUUUCGUUUCUGGGUUUGAAUCUGUCUUAAGCUCUUUUUUCAAAUUUUCCCAGUUUCUUCUCAGCUUUGUAGCUUUCUGCUGAAGUUCUUCCCUCUCUUCUGUUGAGAAAUCGUGUCGGUUUUGAUGGCGGUAAAGAAGAAUGAAUCUAUUGACGUUAAUCUACCUCCUGAAUUGAUGGAGUUACUGUUUUCUUUAGCUUCAAAAUGGGGGGAUGAAUUAGAUCUAGAUGCCAUGAAUGGUAAGCAUUUGAGUGGUGCCAUGACUAAUGCGGUUUAUCAGAUUAGUUGGCCAGCAAAGGAGGAAAAGGUAACCCGGAGAGUUCUAGUUCGGGUUUAUGGUGAAGGAGUUGAACAUUUCUUUGACAGGGAUGAUGAAAUCCGGACCUUUGAGUUUUUGUCAAAGAAUGGCCAUGGACCCAAGCUUCUUGACAAGGUCGCAGAAGGGCGUAUCGAAGAGUUCAUUGAAGCCAGGACACUAUCAGCUGAUGAUCUACGCGAUAGAGAAGUCUCUGCUCUAAUCGCGAAAAAAUUGAGGGAGUUUCAUAGUAUUGACAUGCCUGGUACAAAGGAAACUGUUCUUUGGGGCAGACUGAGGAAUUGGCUAGAGAAGGCGAAGAGUUUGUGCUCCACUGAACACAUAGAAGAGUUACGUUUAGGUGAUUUUGAUGAGGAAAUCAGUUUAUUAGAAAAGGAGCUGACGAGUGAGACACAAGAGAUCGGUUUCUGUCACAAUGACCUGCAGUAUGGGAACAUUAUGAUUGAGGAUAAGGCUAUCACUUUUAUUGAUUAUGAGUAUGCCUGUUACAACCCAAUUGCAUAUGACUUUGCUAAUCACUUCUGCGAAAUGGCAGCAAAUUAUCACACCGAUACUCCUCAUGUCUUGGACUACAGUAGGUACCCUGGUUCAGACGAACGCCGUACAUUCAUAAGUUCCUAUCUGAGUUCUGCAGGCAACCAUCCCAGUGAUGAGGAGGUAGAGAAGCUAGCUGAUAUCGCAGAAAAGUAUACUCUUGCAAACCACUUGUUUUGGGGAUUAUGGGGAGUCAUCUCGGCACAGGUGAACACUAUUGACUUCAACUACGUGGAAUAUUCAAGGCAAAGGUUUGAACAAUACUGGUUGACAAAGCCCGAGCUCUUGGGAAACUCAGGCCAGAGUCAUCUUUGAACCAAUUAGUCAGCAAAAGGGAUAACAUUACGUUUCAUCUCACUUUCUUGAGGUCACACUACAAGUUACCAGUAGAGAGAUUCUAUAGAGAAGUAUAAUUGGUUGUUCAGUUGUAUAAUACAAGCAAAUGAACAGUUGAAUGAGAAGCAUUAGUGGUUGUUCAGUUGUAUAAUACAAGCAAAUAAACAGUUGAAUGAAAAUCUUUGGUACCUGUAUCUUUUGGUUUAUACUCAAUGAAUGCUGAAAAUUCAUUUGGUUUAA
Messenger RNA from Ipomoea triloba (trilobed morning glory), 1480 nucleotides. Its product is annotated as probable choline kinase 2. Gene Ontology annotation, molecular function: ethanolamine kinase activity; choline kinase activity. The record is from RefSeq and is a predicted model, not a curated record. Gene Ontology annotation, cellular component: cytoplasm. Lineage: Eukaryota; Viridiplantae; Streptophyta; Magnoliopsida; Solanales; Convolvulaceae. Gene Ontology annotation, biological process: phosphatidylethanolamine biosynthetic process; phosphatidylcholine biosynthetic process. The transcript is spliced from 8 exons. Bases 179 to 1219 code for a protein of 346 amino acids.